Molecule: messenger RNA, 1193 nt
Organism: Poecilia latipinna (sailfin molly)
Lineage: Eukaryota; Metazoa; Chordata; Actinopteri; Cyprinodontiformes; Poeciliidae
Gene: mphosph6
Product: M-phase phosphoprotein 6
Exons: 5
Coding region: 142-630 (162 amino acids)
Biological process (GO): maturation of 5.8S rRNA
Source: RefSeq, a predicted model, not a curated record
GUUCGAUUCAUCAGACUGAGCGACGUGUGGCGCAAGUCGUGCAAGUAGCUGAGUUUCAAAACACCAUAUGCUCAUUUUAGUUAAGUUAAUUUAGUUAAUUCGGGUUAGUUAGAAUUAGUUUAUCUGUCGAUCGAUUCAAAAAUGGCCGGGGAGUCGGUGAAAUUGUCUAAGAACCUGUUGAGGAUGAAGUUCAUGCAAAGAGGGCUGGACGCCGAAACGAAGAAGCAGCUGGAAGAAGACGAGAAAAGGAUAAUCAGUGAUGAGCACUGGUACCUGGAUCUGCCGGAGCUUAAAGCAAAAGAGAAUUUGAUCAUUGAGGAGAAGAGCCUGGUUCCCUGUGAGGAUUUGCUCUAUGGCCGUAUGUCCUUCAAAGGGUUUAAUCCAGAGGUGGAGAAACUGAUGGUGCUGCUGAAUCCUAAAGAUGAAAAGGAGGAAGAGGGGGAGGAUGUGAGCUGCAUGCAGACAGACGUCACUGAUGAAGAAAUGGCUCUGAGGUACGAGAGUUUAGUGGGAACCAUGAAGAAGAAGUUUGCAAAGAAGCGCGAGCGAGCAGCGAUGGACGAGGACGACGUCAACCAGAACGUAGUUGUGAAAAACUCAAAGAAAGCUUUCCUGAAGCCCCAGGACUGAAAAUAUUUUGUGAUGAAAAACGGGAAUGUCGGAAACUACAAACUGAACGGAUGCUACACGUUUAGUCGUCUCUGUGAGACGCAUUACUGCCGACCGAGCUUUUAAAGGAACAGUUCAACAUUUCCGCUCGUCGCACCGGAAGAUCCGCCGGUUCCAGUUCCGCUUUGAGGUACACACCUCGAAACAUUCGGACUCGGACUGUGAAACAGAGGCCGACAGGAAGUUGCUGGAUGAAUUUCCACAUUAUUAAAGCUCUGCAGAGAAUCUCCAGAGGAACCAAGAUUAAUUUAAUUUGUUACAAUGUUUUAGAACUACGCAGAUUGGAUUGUUUUUUAUUUUUUAAGAAAAUGUUUUUUUAAACAUCUGUGUUGCUGCAGUUCUUCAGGUUAUCAAUGUACAUGUAUAAAGAAAAUAAUGUGAAUGAAGCAGACAGGAAUAUUUUUAAAUAAACUGAAACCUUCAUGCACCCUCCAUAAAAGGAUAUUUCAGAAAUUUAAGAACUUACCUGAGCAGGUGUACCAUCUUUAAUAACAUAAAAAAGGAAAAAUGUCUGUUUUAUUGAA